This is a messenger RNA of Aureobasidium musti, 883 nucleotides long. The record is from the annotation of a GenBank genome assembly. Lineage: Eukaryota; Fungi; Ascomycota; Dothideomycetes; Dothideales; Saccotheciaceae.
AACGCUCAAGAUGGCAUCCGCGGACAAGCCCCACGCAGCUCCUCAACCAGCCUACCUUCCAACACCGGGCAGCAUCUUGAAUGCCAACAAAGACUUCUACGACUCCNNCCUAGCCAACAGCAAAUCCAGAACACUAAAGCAAACCAUCGAUAUCCCACCACGCUCCGCCAAAGCCUGGAAAGUCCCCGCCGGAAGCAUUGUUCGAUUCUCAACUCCGGAAGGCCCUCAGGUCGGUGAUUUGAAUAUCUGGAAUCUGUCCAACCCACGUGAAAGGUUCUGGGCAUCCCGUACGAGACAAUUGCAGGCUAGUCAUGUUACCGUGUAUGAUCGUCUCUGGAGUUGCUUGCCUUAUCUGAGACCUAUGGUUACUAUCAUUGCGGACUCGCUGAAGGAUUAUGGCGUGGAUCGGUGGGGUGGUAGAUGCCAUGAUUUGCUGGGCACCCGAUGCGAUCCGUAUGUGAACACAAUGCUUACUGGUGAUCAAUAUGAUUACCAUUGUCACUCAAACCUGACAAGAGCAGUGUUUGACGUCCACGAUGUCAUCAACAUCUUUCAAGUCACUGGAUUAAAUGCAGAGGGAAAGUACUUCAUGGAGCCAAGUCCAGCCAAAAAGACCGAUUAUCUUGAGUUCUUCGCCGAGCAGGAUGUUUUGAUGGCUUUAUCUGCAUGCCCUGGUGGCGACCUCAGCGCUUGGGGCUGGGGCGAAGGAGGUGCUGGUGAGGAAGGAGAGAAGAAGAGCAUGCUGGACUGUUGCCGACCUCUUCGAGCGGAGAUCUACAGUUUGGACGAUGAGUCCCUGUUGAAAGGCUGGACACAAUUCGAACCACCAAAGUACACUGGACUUCACGGUAUGAAGGUACCAAUUGGAGAGAAUGUAUCUUGC